ACCUGUCCCUCGUUACCUAUUGUUGUGUUUUGACAGACGACUAAGACGAGAGGAAGGCAAUGGAUUAACAAGAUUGAGAGCCUCCUACAAGGAACCCAAAAUGCCAGAGUAUUUAGGAUUAGGAUGGAGAUAAGUGAGCGCUGGGUAGACAGCAGUAACUCGAAGGUAUCCAGCUGUUGUAUGGGUAUCGCUUGAUACCUAGAGAUGCCACUUCCCUGGAUGACAGGAAAUACUGACUCAUCUGAGAAAAUGGGAAGCAUGUCAGAAUUGCGACCUCUCCUUCGGGAGAUGAAAGCGCACAGGGAGGACAUGUCGGGGGACCGCAAUUCGGGAUGUCGGUCCUCUGCAGCCAUGGGAGGCUCUGGGGGACGUAGUUCAAGUGGGAGAGGAUCAGGUGGCCGUGGCCAGAAAUCUACCAAACGUGGUGGUUGGGAAGAUGCAUGUGUAGAGUUCUACCGAGAGGCAUACCCUACCUCUGUUGACAACAUCUAUGACACAAGGAUCACUACACUUCUGCCUUCCAAGAGGUACAAUGUUAAUUCCCUUGGUAGAGGGACUGUUCGUCGUCGAGCCUCACAGAGAAGUCGAAGAUGUCAACCAACGACGACAACAGCAACCUUGGUACAUACCAGCAGAAGAGGGUCAGACACGUACCUUGAAGUUCUCCCAGAUCUUACGCAAGGAGUAGAUGAAGAGGAGACUUGGGAAAAACUUCAGCAAAUUCGAGCACAUGCUGUUCCCAUGGAAGAGAAGCGAAAACUUAAACGAACACUCCAAUCGGCUCCAACACUGAGGACGCGUGGUCUGGCAGCCUUCAAGUUGUCAAGGCGAAAAUUUUGGACACAGGCAAAGAAUAGGCUACGAGAGAUGAUUUCGAAGAUAGAAUUGUGUUAUUGGAGUUUACGUUACGUAGAAGGAAAUUUUGGCACAGGCCUUGUGGCUUUCUUUACAUUCAUUAAGUGGCUGCUGUACCUGAAUCUCUUCACCUGUGUCUUGUUAGCUGUGUUCAUUCUUGUGCCACAGAUUGUUCUCACACAUCCAAAGGAUGACUGCAGCACGGAGAUCAAUCCUAUUCUGGGUGACGAUAAUGGCACAUCCUUCGAUUAUGAUAACCAAACCAACUGCUGCUAUGACGAAUACCGGAAACAUGUGCUCAACAAAAAAUCUAAAAAAAAUGACACUCUUGAUGUUAUCCAGAUGGUGCAAGAUGGCGUUCAAGGAACGGGUGUGCUGGAACUUUCAUAUCUUUUUUAUGGUUCAUAUCCAAGACAUAAACUAACCCUUAUUGAAUCUCGAGACUGGAAAUAUAAUUUGCCAUUAGCAUACCUGUUAGUGGUGGUGGUGACACUAGUCCUUAGUCUAGUACUCAUGGUGCGCGAAGCUGCUCGUGGUCUGAGAGAGAGUCUCAGGUCAUCAGAGGGACAGUUUUAUCAGUACUGCAAUUUAAUAUUUGGAGGUUGGGACUACUGCAUUGAGAACAACAAAGCGGCAUCUAUCAAAAAGAAAGCAAUAUAUAAUGAACUCUGUAACCACUUAGAGACAGAGAGAUAUAAUGAUGAAAAGGAACAGAGAACCAAAAGAGAAAGAUGCCGAUUGUACUUUGUGCGUCUCUUAGUUAAUAUGGUGGUGUUGUCAUUACUCUGUGCUUCCUUCUCUGCCAUCUUCUACAGCACCUCUCUUGCCUUUAACCAACUCAAGGUUUUGAAGGAGAGUGCAGAGGAAGAAUCUUUUAAACUCAAGAUCCUUUUGUAUGAGUAUCUCCCCUCUGCUGUCAUUGUCACACUUAACAUCAUCAUCCCUUUCUUACUCAGGAUGCUUGUUGAGUUAGAACAUUAUACACCCAACUUUAUAUUGGUGCUGACACUGAUCCGCACAGUGUUCCUACGGCUGGCCUCACUUGUCGUCCUCCUCUUCUCCAUCUAUCAAGGCAUCAGCCAGUGUUCUCCUCCAGAGCCUGGCAAUUGUGUAAAUGAAAAAUGUGAUAAACCUAGAUGUUGGGAGACAUACGUAGGUCAGCAGCUGUACAAAUUGACAAUUUUGGAUUUGAUUAUUAUGUUUACAUCAACUUUCCUGGUGAACCUGCCCCGCAAGUGUAUUGGCCACAAGCUCAUGCGCGGCAGUCGUAUUGGGGCUGCCAUAGGAGAUAUAGAGUUUAUAAUUCCAAAGCAUGUGCUGGAUAUUGUGUAUGGCCAGACACUGUGCUGGCUUGGGAUGUUUUACUCUCCGAUACUUCCGGCAGUGACUGGCUUCAAACUAGUUCUUGUGUUCUACAUAAAAUAUUUUGACUGUACAGUGAAUAGUAGUCAGUCGUCUCAACUCUACCGAACAUCUCGCUCAAAUGCCCUCUUCAUCAGCAUUCUCCUCGUGUCCUUCAUUGUUACUAUUAUUCCUGUUGGCUAUUCUAUUGCUGAAAUAAAGCCUUCAGUUGCAUGUGGCCCAUUUAGGAACCUUAAUACCAUCUGGAGUGAAAUGGUUGGGGUCAUAUCAGAGUCUCCCAGCUGGCUAAAGACUGUGUUGUUCUUCAUUGGCACAGCAGGUUUUGCUGUUCCAGCCAUUAUUAUACUUAUCCUGGCCUGGUAUUAUUACUAUGCUGUCGCUGCAGCCAAUAAGCACAUGGUUGCUCUACUGAAAAAUCAAUUGAUCCUGGAGGGGCAUGAUAAGCAGUUUCUCUUGUCAAGAUUGGAUCAUAUGAUUAAGAAAACAGCAGAAGAGGAGGAAGCAGCUAGGUCUUCCAGCAAUGCUGAAGAAGAGACGGGACAUAGUAAUGACCAAACUCUAGAAGCUUAAUUAAGGUUGUAUUCAUGAUAUUGGAGUAACAAAUUAUAAGAUGUACACUUUGUUAUUAUAAUUGGUAAAGUUUUUCACCCCUAGCUGUUAUCUGUAAUUAGGGGUUCAAACAUAAAUACCAUUACUACUUACAUAUAAGUAGGAUUAACAUAAUUGUUGUAACAGGCUUUAAAAUACAGAAUAAAUAAACAAUAGAUACACACACACACACACAGUAACAGGCAUUGAUAAAAUUGAUAGGGAAAAUUUCCUGAAACCUGGAUCUUUCAGAACAAGAGGUCAUACAUUUAAACUAAUUAAACAAAGAUGCCGAAGAAAUAUAAGAAAAUUCACUUUCACAAACAGAGUGAUAGACGGUUGGAACAAGUUAGGUGAGAAGGUGGUGGAGGCCAAAA
This is a messenger RNA of Procambarus clarkii (red swamp crayfish), 3182 nucleotides long. Its product is annotated as transmembrane channel-like protein 7. NCBI's taxonomy places the organism in Eukaryota, Metazoa, Arthropoda, Malacostraca, Decapoda, Cambaridae. Gene Ontology annotation, cellular component: plasma membrane. Gene Ontology annotation, molecular function: mechanosensitive monoatomic ion channel activity. The record is from RefSeq and is a predicted model, not a curated record.